Parnassius mnemosyne (clouded apollo) is the source of this 3703-nucleotide messenger RNA. NCBI's taxonomy places the organism in Eukaryota, Metazoa, Arthropoda, Insecta, Lepidoptera, Papilionidae. The record is from the annotation of a GenBank genome assembly.
CCACUGUCCACCACCACCAUCAAUGAUACUACCAGCACCACCGCAAUCAUUGAUACUCAGCACGCACAGCAUCACCAUCCACCGCUAUCAACACCGCACGAUCAGCACCACCGUUCACCAUUACCAUCACCAUCACCAGUACCACUAACACUAACUGCACCACUGUCUAGCUAUUGUAUUAUUUUCUCUCGAAUUUUUCAUACAUACUGUACAACUUAGGCAUUUAGCUUAUACGAACACUAAUUACCUAAUAUAAAUAUAUACUUAUAAAUCUAUACUCGUAAUGUCUAAUUUUAUAGUACCUUCACAAUCUCUAAACUUCACUCUAAUUGUAAAAAAAAUUAAUAGAUUUAUUGAUCUAUAAAAUUACGAAAUAUUAUUCGUCUAUUUAUUUCAAUGCGCGUGGCAUUUUUUGACACCAACAGCCCUUUCAUUCACACUGACUGAGCCGGCGCAAACCGGUUUGUACCCUGACGGAGCGUCGCGUCGGUGAACCUGUCGGUGAGAGCUCACGCACCAUCGCUGCGCUAUGUGUGAGUGUACCCGCAGCGAGCCGUUUGUAUGUAGCUUCCCCUCUGGUCGGUUUCUUUACUCAUGUGCUGCCGUCUCACCGUGGCGGCGCGGCGACCGCCUUAUAAGUAUUUGUGACAGAUGAUGAUGUGACUGAGGAUUUGCGAGAUAAAAUUUUGAGAUUGAUGGCUAAUAGGAAAACUCAGAAAAGGAGGACCGAAAGGAGAAGGAUGGAAGUAGAUAAUGAUGAUAAGGCGGAUGACGUUGGACAUGCAGAUUCUAUUCAUUCUAGAUUCAAGAAUUUAUAUUAAGAAGAUAUUCAAGAAAUUAUUCAAGAAUUCGAAGAAAUCAUUUGAAUUCAUUUAACCCUUAACUUGAUAACGUAUCUAAUAAUGCACAUAUUCUAAAAAAAAAAUUGGGAACUAUUUAAGCAGAUUUAGACUAAAAUUAUAUUCUACUUAGUUUAUGGAAUCCUUCUAUUCUGCAGUAAAAAUAUUAUUUAUUACGUCUGGCAACAUUUGAAGUUAGUAGAUUGCAAAAUGGCAGAGCAUGCGCGUGUGUCUACGAGUUAUAAGGUAAGAAUCGAUUAAAAUCCUAUCAAAAUGUAGUUGUUACGAUAGAUAUAUGUGAUAAUUAUGUAAUUGAAUGUAUAUUGUUUUAGUUAUGCAAAAUAUUUUGAUCGAACAAUAAUAUUUUCUAUCUCAAAGAUUACUGUCAAUGUUAAUGUAUCUAAAAAUGCACAUCGCCAAGAUCCUGUAUUAUGACCUGAAUUUUGGAGUGUGCAUUGUAGGACACAUUGCCAAGCUUACAACAUUAGAGUGUUCAUUUCACUGUGUGCAUUUUCAGAUACAUUGCCAAGUACGAAACAUUAUUGUAAUCGUAUUUAUUUAUCAGUACAUAAUGGUUUGUUUACUUUUUAGGCCGGUACGAGGGCUCAAAGAAUAUUGGCACUGGUCCCAAAACCAGGAGCAAGUUCGGAUAUUGAGAGCAGUGACUCAUCGGAUGGUGAAAUAACUGGACACGCUUCUGACAACGAUGAGAGCUCGAUACCACCUUCUUUGCCAUCAUCACUCGAAAAUCUGCACGUAUUGUCGGAAAGUGAAAACGACUACAGGGAGGUAUUAGUCCCAGCCGAAAAUACGACGAAUGUUACGAGACGCGUGAGUUUGUUUAGUAAUUUUUCUACGUCCAGUGUUUCUGCUUCUCCAACCAAUGUAAUAGUCCCAGCGACACCUUCACCGAUUUCUUCAAUGGCCAAUAGCUCUACAUAUAUAUUAUCCGUACCAUCACCAUCAAAUGCUACUCGAUCCAGCAAAAGAGUUUACUUAGUCAAAAAGACUAUAGUUAAGAAAAAAAAGCUUGAAGUUAAGUGGACAACUGCAAGAUUUAAAUACUCUGCUGAAAUCAGUGAUAAAAUAUUCAACAAAUCUUCUGAAACAAAAUCACCGUUGGAAUAUUUCAAACAAUUUUUUUCAGAGGAUAUAUUUGAAUUGAUAGUUCGAGAAAGUAAUUUAUAUCAUAUGCAAAUAAAGGGCACGCCCAUGAAUAUGACUUUGGAUGAAGCAAAGGAUUUUAUUGCUAUUAAUAUUAUCAUGGGUGUCGUACGUUUGCCAGCUUAUACGGAUUAUUGGUCUAAAGCUCUCAGAUACAGCAAAAUAGCAGAUAUCAUGACACUGAAAAGAUUUCAACUGUUCCGACGAUAUUUGCACUUUGCAGAUGCUUUAGGUGACGAUGGGGAUCGUUAUUACAAAAUAAGACCUUUGUUAGAAAAAAUUCGCCAAAAUUGCAUAAAUAUUGAAGAGGAACACCGUUUCAGUGUGGACGAAAUGACGGUGCCGUAUAAAGGUACGAGAGCUGGUACCCGCAAGCAGUACAUCAAAAAUAAGCCUCGAAAAUGGGGUUUUAAAAUAUUCGUUAGAGCAGGAAUAUCUGGAAUGGUGUAUGAUUUUUUGCUUUAUGGGGGAGAAGACACUUUCCGAUUUCAUCAAUUCAAUGCAGAAGAAAACAGCAUGGGAUUGGGAGCUAAAGUUGUCAUAGCUUUGAGCAAGACAAUCAAAGAGCCUGCUUGUAAAGUGAUUUAUUUUGAUAAUUUUUUUACCUCCAUAGAAUUAGUAUAUCACCUGAGAAAUGAGUACGGGAUAUUUUCCUUGGGAACAGUGAGACCAAAUCGUUUGCGUGGAGGAGACAAAAAGCUUCCUUCUGAUAAUAUUUUGAAAAAACGAGGCCGCGGAGCUUUUUCACAAAUUACUUCUAAUGAAAGAAAAGUAGCUGUGGUCAAAUGGUUUGAUAAUAAAUGUUUUACUAUAGCUAGUUCUUAUGCUGAUGCUCAUCCAGUUGACCAUGUAUUGAGGUACAAUAAAGAUAAAAAGCGCAAAGAACCAGUGCCCUGUCCAAACAUAGUUCGGCAAUACAAUGCCCAUAUGGGAGGUGUGGACCUGGCGGACAUGCUGAUUGCACUUUAUCGCACUGAAAUGAGAGCGCAUAGAUGGUACAUACCUCUUUUCUCACAAAUGCUUGACAUCUGUAUCAACAACGCUUGGCUCAUGUAUCGACGAGAAACUAAAUGUCCAAAACCCAUAAAGCUCAAAGAAUUCAGAUGCGCGAUAGCUGACAGCCUCACUACUGUGGACCGAGUUGUUCAUAGUAAGAACACAGAGGCAAAAAAAUUUGUGACUCCUGAAAACCAGAUGGACAUGCGUUACGAUCAAAUGGGUCACAUGCCAUCAUUUACAUCCAAAGGGCGAUGUAAGCUUUGUGUUAAGGGUCAAACUAAAUUUAUCUGUAAUAAAUGCCAAGUGAGGCUUUGUUUAGUUGAAGAUCGUAAUUGUUUUUAUUAUUACCACCAGAAAUAAUGUAAUUAUCCAAAAUAGUAAUUUGGUAAUACUUAUGACCAACUUACAGUUGUAGUCACUUACAUUUUUUAUUUUCAUGUGUCUUUUUAUAUUUAAAUUUAUUGAUUGAUCUCAUAGAUUAUAAUACUGCAUUGUGUUAUAAUGUUGUGAUAUUAUUACGCUUUAUUAUUUUUAUUUUGUAAUUAACUACAGGUAUUUGAUGUGAUAUCUGUGUGACAGUGGUGGUCAAAAAGUCAAUUAUAAUAAAGAAGUUGAAGCUAUGUUCCUACUUUGAGUUGAAGACUGUGAUUUUAAAUAUUUUUAUAUAGAUAUUAUAUGAUUAAAACAGCAAAUAUAAAAAA